AUGACAUCAUCGCCAGAGUGGAAUAAAAUGCUUCGCGGCAAGUGGUAUCAUGCCGGCGAUGAGAUUUUGCAAGAAAACAGAACUCGUUGUAAGGAAGCAUGUGAGCGUUUUAAUGCAGCAGGAUUCGCUUCGCGUCGUGAGAAGAUCAGGCUUUGGAGGAGCAUUAUUGGCGACACCCGGCCACUUCCAGCAGAGAUCGCAGACGCAAAAGCAGAUGAGAGCCUUUUCGAAGAGACAGACCCAUUUGUCGACGGUCCAAUCUCCAUUGAUCACGGGCUGAAUUUCAAAGUGGGAAAGGGAAGUUUCUUGAAUUUCAAUCUUCUUGUUCUUGAUACAUGCCUUAUUACAGUAGGCGAGAAUGUUCUUUUCGGGCCUAAUGUCAGUUUAUAUGGUGCUAUUCAUCCUUUGGACCCCGCAAAGCGCCGUGGACUCAAAGGGCCGGAGGCAGGAAAGGAAAUUCAUAUUGAGGAUGAUGUUUGGAUUGCAGCUGGUGCUUCGAUCCUGGGUGGGGUUCGAAUUGGCAAAGGCAGUACAGUGGGCGCUUGCUCGGUUGUUACUAAGGUGAGUGCUAGUUUCACGAAUCCGUCGAGCUGGAUGUUUAUUCACGCAUGUGCUAUUCAGGAUGUGCCCCCAUUCCACUUUGUGGCAGGAAAUCCUGCAAAAAUUAUCCGACGUAUCGAGUCUUCCAUGGAUCCGGACAAUGAGAAUAGAGUAAUUGGAAAUGACGGCGUCUGA
Molecule: messenger RNA, 735 nt
Organism: Penicillium nucicola
Lineage: Eukaryota; Fungi; Ascomycota; Eurotiomycetes; Eurotiales; Aspergillaceae
Product: sugar O-acetyltransferase
Exons: 2
Coding region: 1-735 (244 amino acids)
Molecular function (GO): acetyltransferase activity
Source: RefSeq, a predicted model, not a curated record